Messenger RNA from Monosiga brevicollis MX1, 1287 nucleotides. RefSeq lists its product as uncharacterized. The transcript has 10 exons. The record is from RefSeq and is a predicted model, not a curated record. Gene Ontology annotation, biological process: positive regulation of mitotic metaphase/anaphase transition; anaphase-promoting complex-dependent catabolic process; protein K11-linked ubiquitination. Bases 1 to 1287 code for a protein of 428 amino acids. Lineage: Eukaryota; Choanoflagellata; Craspedida; Salpingoecidae. Gene Ontology annotation, cellular component: anaphase-promoting complex.
AUGUUUGCUGCACGGUGCGGCCGAGUACUGCUGAAAAAGCAAAAAGCCGCGGCGCGGCCUGAUGAUCCUGUGUGCUUCAAUGUCUCCUUUCACCUGUCGUCGACACAACAGCCCCGCAAGCCCCACACGAUCAGCUUGCAACAUGCACCACCAACCAUACCAACAACGCCAACUCACCAGCACGUCGUCAAGACUGCAUGCACUGCUGUCGGACGUCGCCGUGGGCGCGACAUCAACAGGAUGCAGGCCGGCGAGGCGUUUUUAUACUUUGUCGUCGAGGCGAUGCUGACGCUGCUCGAGAGUCCAGCUGAUGCCGUGGCCAGCGUGAUACCAUGGCUUCUCCAGUAUGGCGAUGAGCCAGCGCGAAUUACGCCUCAAAUCAUGCGCACCUUCUUCAAAGCUGCCUCUCCCGAGCUGCAGCAAGCUAUCCGCGAGCGUGCUUCGACAUACAUCACCUCGGCUGAGGGAUUGGCUGACAUGCUGGCCCAAGCUCCCAAACUGCUGGCCGUAGCCGAUGACAUGGAGGAGACGGGCGUCUUCGCCAUCAACUCGCCCCUGGGCCGAUUGGUUCGGACUGUCCUGCUGUCGCUCAGUGAGGCCGAGCUUACAACCGGCAGCUUGGAUAGUGUGUCGGCCGUGGAUGCCGUGUCCAUGCUCUUUACCAAUGAAGAUGUUGACCUUGCGACCCAUCAAAUACGCAGUGCCCCGGCUUUACUCAGUCUGUUAGUCUUUCGCUGCUCGCUGUCUCCGACCCCCCAGACGCCCGCCUGUCGGUCAUUUGCCUGCCUUUCGCACGCGCGUUUCUCAUCCUCAUCACAUGUGCGGCACACACCCAGUGCCGAGCACAGCACCGCAGUGCGUGACUAUUCAGCCUCUCGUGAUGUGUGGGUGUGGCUGUACGACAUUGCCCCGCGGGAGGUUAUGCACCCAUCAACCAUCACAAGUGACUUAUCUGGGGCUCAAUAUGCUGCCCUGGCGCGAGCCCAAAACGAAAUUUCCUUCGGGCAUCGUCAAGCUGCGCUUGACUUUGUCUUUGAAAGUGUAACACUUGCGCAAGCACUCGGCGAUGAGCGCUGUCUCCGCUAUGCCCUGGCUUGGAUCGCAACGCUCGAACCCGACCACGCCAAGGCCAUAUCCCUGCUCAAGCUUUUUAUGGAAAAGGAGGAUGCCGACCCCUUGUUGCGGGCCAAAAUGUCAGCACAGCUAGCAUUCCGCCUCACGACUCAAGACACACCCUUGGUUGAGUAUGUGCUGCUAGCACCUGUUCCAGUGUUUCAGAACCAAUGA